AUGUGCAGAGCACUGCAGAAAGAGUCGCUGGUUACCUCCUUGUCACUGCUGCAGCUGCUGAACCCAUACACAUUCUACAAAUGCCAACUUCAUCAAAUCCAAAUCUUCUUAGCGAAUUGCGUUAGGAACAUACAUUCAUUUUUAACUCGGCUUUUGGCGUUAUUGCGUCAGCUCCCCGUGCGCAUCGAACCCACAGAAGCCAGGGAUACACGCUCCGCUGGCAGUGAACCAGAAGAAGGUGUCUUUCUGCCAGGUAACAGUGACUCAGAAGAAGGUGUCAAUCCGCCAGGUGACUCAGAAGAAGGUCUCGAUCCGGCACUGCUCCCCCUGCGCAUCGAACCCACAGAAGCCAGGGAUACACGCUCCGCUGGCAGUAACAGUGACUCAGAAGAAGGUGUCACUCCGCCAGGGCUCCCCGUGCGCUUCGAACCCACAGAAGCCAGGGAUACACGCUCCGCUGGCAGUAACAGUGACUCAGAAGAAGGUGUCACUCCGCGAAUUAACAGUGACUCAGAAGAAGGUGUCACUCCGCCAGGGCUCCCCGUGCGCUUCGAACCCACAGAAGCCAGGGAUACACGCUCCGCUGGCAGUAACAGUGACUCAGAAGAAGGUCUCGAUCCGGCACUUAACAGUGACUCAGAAGAAGGUGUCACUCCGCCAGGGCUCCCCCUGCGCAUCGAACCCACAGUAGCCAGGGAUACACGCUCCGCUGGCAGGAACAGGAACUCAGAAGAAAGUGGCGGCCGUGGCUCUCUGCUAGGGUGGGAAAUCUGGUUCCUUGUGAAGCCCAGCGACGAUUAAUCAUCGCGGGAGACACGCGAAGCCGUACGGAACUCCCCGCCCUGCUAAACACUGCUUUCUCAGCUACUAACAUGCUCCCAAUACCGGCUCAUAAUAAUCACAAGACUGCGCACUUCACCCAGACUGACAUCGGCUCCCUGCGACUGGCCCGGGUGCGACCAUCACCCAGUCCGCGUCACACACCGGUCAUCCCAGGCACGGCCACCGGACCGGGAACCCAGUUCUGCGACGUCCUCCGACGGCGAUCCUCGGGCUGAGCCUCGUCGUCAGGAAUAUCGGACCCCGGCGGAGUCGGCGGCACUCAGGAUUCCGGGCGGCGUUUGUGGAGGGAUGUCCGGCCUGAGAACACCAAGCCCACAUCCGCAUGGGAGCCAGGACACGGUGCACGGACAGAGAUGUCCAGCUCCGGGCUCCUCGUGCCUCUCCGUGUCCUUCCUGCGAUCGGGAGUUCCGUCCACAACAGCGAGGACAUCCCUUGGGGAUGCCCGGGAUUGCGGGAGGAUAGCUGCCUGGCGUGGCCCCAUCUGAGGUCACUGAGGGAGAGUCCACAGUUGGUUAUCACACGGCUGCCAACAUUGGACCAGUGCACACACUGGGCCGGACCGUGCGCAGAGUUUGAUGCCACCCGUCUGCUCAGCUGACUCAUUGGACUAACUAUCCUGGACUCUCUGGUGAUGGAAAGGGUUCUUGUAUUUCGACGCUGUUACAGAUGCUCACUGUGCAGGCAGUCGCGGCCGCUCCCACUCCGGGCUCGGUGCCAACCCUGCCACGCUGCCGACCUGUAUGGCCGUGUAAUGAUCCAAAGCUGCGUCCCAAUGUGCAACUUCUCAGUAAAUCUUCAGCUGUUUGCAUUAA
This is a messenger RNA of Pristis pectinata (smalltooth sawfish), 1656 nucleotides long. RefSeq lists its product as uncharacterized. Bases 1 to 801 code for a protein of 266 amino acids. The record is from RefSeq and is a predicted model, not a curated record. The transcript has 18 exons. Lineage: Eukaryota; Metazoa; Chordata; Chondrichthyes; Rhinopristiformes; Pristidae.